Hydractinia symbiolongicarpus is the source of this 2545-nucleotide messenger RNA. RefSeq lists its product as uncharacterized. Gene Ontology annotation, biological process: peptidyl-proline hydroxylation to 4-hydroxy-L-proline. The transcript is spliced from 9 exons. The coding region runs from base 177 to 2117 and encodes 646 amino acids. Gene Ontology annotation, molecular function: procollagen-proline 4-dioxygenase activity; calcium ion binding. Gene Ontology annotation, cellular component: endoplasmic reticulum. The record is from RefSeq and is a predicted model, not a curated record. NCBI's taxonomy places the organism in Eukaryota, Metazoa, Cnidaria, Hydrozoa, Anthoathecata, Hydractiniidae.
AUAAAAACCCUCCACCAUGCAGCUAAUGUGUUUAUCGCGCUGUUUAAUCAUGCAAAUAAUUAAGCAACCAAUCAGAUUCCUUGUUGCUCAUUUUACGAACAAAUCAAAUUUUUCGUCCUCCUCCACACUUACAAGAAAAAAAGAGAUUUCGACUCAGGAAACCGCGGCUAGUAACAAUGAAGUUGGUUCUAUGUUUUUUUAUCGGAUCAUGGUGUUGUCUAUUGCUUGAAGCGAGAUACAAAGAAAAAGUAAAACGAUCUAUUAUCGAGGAAUACUUGAAUUGUGACGAUCAAGAAAAAGUAUGCGAGAAAAUCACACCGUUAAAUCAAGCAAAGAUAGAGAAAAAAAAAUUAAAAUUUCGUCGCAUAAAAUUACCAUCCCUUGAGUCCAUUAAGUUAGGAGAUGAAACAGAAGUAGCCUUGCCUGGAGGCGGCGAUUCUAAAGUCAGAGUGUUAAGUCGGAACCCGUUAAUAUUCGAGGUUGACAACUUUGUCGAUGAAGAAGAUUGCGAAUUACUGAUCGACAUUGCAACAGCCAAAUCACUGAAACCACUUUCUAAUAAGAUUCCCGACAUGCAAUUCAAAGAUGCUGAACAGACAUUCAAGGAAUGGGAUUAUGAUCAAAAUGGCAUCAUCACAGCAAAUGAGGUGCGGUUACUACCAGGACUGUCCGGCGUUGAGUUUACUGAUGAAGAUGUUGAUGACAUGUUUUUCUUGACAAAAAUGGACGAAAACAAAGACGGUAAAGUCACGUUGGAUGAAAUGAAAAAAACAGAUUUCACGAAAGCCAAUCAAUACUUUCAACGAAUCCGAACUGAAAAGAGUAGAUUACGUAACAUAACAUCAAGAGCAUCAUGGGUAUGGCACGACACGGAUGAGUUAUUACGACUACAAACAGAUGGAUAUUUUGAGGAAUAUCAUAAAAGAGUUGCAAUGUUAACUGGUCUACCUGUGGAUAUCAUAGAAGAAAGUGAACCCUUACAAGUUAGACAAUUCUCAAAAGGACAGUUCCAAUUGACUCGCCAGGAUAGCGAGCCUGUGGAUAGAGAUAUACCUUGCUGUUUGUAUGGUGACGUAGGAAAGGUCUGCAGACUUUGUAGGUACAUUUCAAUGAAUAUUUUUCUCAGCGAUGUAGAGGGAGGAGAACUUGCGUUUCCACUGGCGAACAAUAAAUAUCAGGAUGUAAUGAACAACUCGGGAGAGUGGAGAGGCUAUUUCAUAUACGCCAAAACAACCGGUAGCAAGUUUUACUUUCAAGUCGACUUUGCUUUUAAAAGAGAAGGUUCAAACAGGAUUUUCUCUGCGCAGGGGAAAGACGAAAGUGGAGAUUUCUCGUUUCAACAUGGUAUCAUCAUAGGAGAUACGAUGAAAUUUGAAAAACGAUACAAUGCGCAAAGCUCAGGCGAUCCAAAUAUCAAGUAUCAAGGUAAAAUAAUCGAUGGUACUAAAGUUUCUGGUUAUUGGUGGUUGCCUGGACAAAAACUACUACGAGGCAGCUUCUUCAUGUGGAAUCGUGAUUACGAGAUAUUUUCUGCUCGUGCUAUCGAUGAAUCAAAUCAAAUCACUGGAUGUCCCAAAUCAUCCCUGGUCGUAAAGCCUAAGAAAGGAAAAGCCGUGUUUUGGUAUAAUAAUUAUAUAAAUCCUAAGGACGGUAUGGUUGGUGAGUUAAACCAAGAAUCAAUGUCCGGUCAUUGCGAAGUUGAAAACGGCGAAAAAUGGCUAGCUACAACAUGGAUAAAUGUCAUCGGCGAUGGAGAUCUAAGUUUGCGAGCAUGGAGAAGAGGAAAUAAUUUUUUCGAAGAUUUUAACAAAACAAAAAACAUAAUGGAGAUAUUAGGAACGAAUGAAGAAAAAAAGGACCAUGAAAAUUAUGAAAGUAAAUAUUUAGAAGAAAUCACAGGGAACAAUAAAACAUCCGGGGACGGGCUGGCGGGUUAUUAUAAACACAAACCCGCAAGCAACGCCCUGCAAGCAUUAAACUUACUUUUCAACGACAUGUCAAUGGAACAGUUACGAUUGAUAGCAAGUAAUGUACAUAAAAAGCUAGGAUUGACAUGUGUUCCUCUCACGGUACAGACAGCUGGUAAAGUCUCCCUCGUGGAUGGGAGCGUGGAAUAAAAGACGUGAAAAAAAACGGUGGACAACCUGUCGCACUCAUGGUAAAAGAUCGCGUAAAUCUUAUUCGGGAAAACCAUGGAAUUGCUAUUCCAUACCUAUAUAAAGAUCCACAGUUUAAAUUAUUCUUCCGGUACAUAUUUAAAACAUACGCUAGAAUAAUCGAAAACUAGUCGAACAUGUGCGACGACAAAGUAUUGCUAAAUAGAGAGCAUGGUUACUAAUUCAUAAUGGUAGAAACGAAAUGUAUACAAUUCGAAGUACACAGAUUCGAAACUACACCAAGUGAUAAAUAUAGUAAAAUACAACAAGUACAACAAGGAGAUUAGUAAAAACAAAGAAUCGCAUUUAUUUAUUUAUGUAUUGGAAGAAACUCGAUCAAAACUAUUUAUAUUUCACUGUAUCACGUGUUACUGCUCUCCUUCUUUGAA